GCGCCCGAACUACAGUUCCCAGGAGGCCUCGGUCGGCGCGGUCGGAAGCCGCCUAGCGCUCUGAGCUGGGUUGGAGCUGCUGCUUUGGGGUCGCUGUCAUCCCUGCGCUCAUGGCUUCUCCUAGCAAGGCUGUCAUUGUUCCCGGGAACGGAGGCGGGGAUGUGGCCACGCACGGCUGGUAUGGCUGGGUGAGAAAGGGGCUGGAGCAGAUACCUGGUUUCCAGUGUUUGGCUAAAAACAUGCCUGACCCAUUUAUGGCUCGAGAGAGCAUCUGGCUGCCCUUCAUGGAGACGGAGCUCCACUGUGAUGACAAGACCAUCAUCAUAGGCCACAGUUCUGGGGCCAUUGCUGCCAUGAGAUAUGCAGAGACACAUCAAGUCUAUGCUGUUAUAUUAGUGGCUGCCUACACAUCAGACCUGGGGAAUGAAAAUGAGCGGGCAAGUGGAUACUUCAACCGUCCCUGGCAGUGGGAGAAGAUCAAGGCCAACUGCUCUCACAUUGUGCAGUUUGGGUCCACGGAUGAUCCUUUCCUUCCCUGGAAAGAGCAACAAGAAGUUGCUGAUAGGUUGGAAGCCAAACUGUACAAAUUCACUGAUCGUGGCCACUUUCAGAACACUGAGUUUCAUGAACUGAUUAGUGUGGUAAAGUCUAUGCUGAAAGUACCAGAAUAGACAGGAUGAUUUUUGCUCUUUUGCUUCCCAAUAUGUUAAGUACAGCAAUAAUAUCUAUUAUAUACUAGACAGUUACUAGACACAUAAAAGAUCAAGUUCAGUUCCAGAAAUGCCUGAGAAACAAACACAAACAGUUUCAUUGCUCAAACUAAUUUACAAAUAGCACUUCCAUUUUCUACAGAAUCUAAAUCUAAACAGCUAUGAAUUAAAGCAAUGUUUUUCAACUUGAUAAGGGACAUAAGGACAGCUUAACUGCCCUUGUCUAAAGUGGACAAGUAAAAACUAGAACCCGGGUUUCCUGAAACCCAGUCUAGAUUAAAACUAAGUAAGUCUCAUGUUUGUUUUAGGAGUUGCACUCUUUGAAAUAGAACAAACCUUGCUAUUUUAUUGGGGAAAGAAAACACGAGUGAGGGUGCAGAGUGUUGGCUUGGAAGUCAAAACGUUAGCUGCUGUUUCAAGCUGGCCCAAGGUGUCAUCCCCAGACUAGUGCUCACCUUUUGACACUCUGUCCCCUGGGCCUUUGAACACCUUGAGAGAGAAUGAUACACUAGGAUGCUCUGAGUCAGGGAUCUGCACAAGUCAGGCAGAGAAUAUAAGUGAGUACAGUAGUCUGUACCAGUGUAAGACUAUAAGAAAGCACAGAUUAGGAUAAUCUGGAGAGUUUAUGUCCUUUCUAAAGGAGGCAGCCACUACUCAGGUGAUCAGGGGAGUUUUGCUAUGUGUGACUGUGGAAAGGAUUUACCAGUCUUCUGAUUUUUUUGGAGGGAAGAAUCUUCAUAUGGCUGGUUUAAAAUUCAGGGAACAUAUAUGUAUGCUUUAUGUCCAUUUACAUAUGGAUUAUGUUAGUUGGCAACUACAGUGUAAAUAAAAACUUUACAAACACUGCAAGCCAAACAAACCCAAGCCAUCCAUUUAAGACCUUUACUGUAAACAUUAACUUGGCCAGGUGCUUUUAGAUUCCAUAGAAAGCCUGAGAAAAGCCUAAAAUAAACAAAAUGAACGUAAUUUAAAAGGUGGAAAUCAUGGGAACAGUUUGGAUUUUGUUAUGAAGUCUCAAGUAUUUUUAAAAGUAACUUCAUACCUCAAAUUUUGUCCUUAAAAUGUUAUAGCUUUUAAAUUCCAUGGUUUUUAGAUGUCUCUCAAGAAUCAUUCCAUUUUUCCCUGAUCAUUCUCCCUCAAAAAAAAUUUUCUUUUUUUAUCAUUUCCCAACAUUUUUUGGCUGUUGUGAUCCUUAAGUAUUACCUCAAACUAUUCCCAGUGAAUUGAAUUCACACUUGAUGUUGCAGAACCUGAUGUUCUGCAGUAAUGUGAAUUCCCACACUGUGAAGGCCUAAAGGGGAUUCAGAGCCAUUGGUUUAUCCUGAAAAGCCUUUUGGUUUAUCCUGAAAAGGCUGUUGGUUUUUCAGGGUGCUUAGAGAAAAAGUCUGGAAAGAAACUCUGAACUUUUAAUGGCAGUUAUUUUGGGGAAAUGGGAAUUUGGCAUCCCUUUUUUACUAUAAUUAUGUACCUGGGCAUUAUUUGUUACACUGAACAUAGAUUAUUUUUGUAACUAGAAGUAAUGAAGAUUUAAAACAGUGUAUUUGACAAGUUAGUGAAAAGCAAAUUAAAUAAGUCAGUUAGAUAAUAGUACUCUUCAAGAGGCUAUUUAACAUUGAUUUGGACAAGCAUAUAAUCUAAGUUGGAUUCUUUUUUAAUUACUUAUUUGAUUACUUUUAUUUUUUAUUUUUUUAUUUUAAUUACUUUUUAAAUUACUUAUUCUCUGCCUUGUUUUCUGAACUCCUUUUUAAAAAUCUAAAAACUUCUACAAAUGACAGUUCAUAUUUUGUUGUCCUCUUCCCCAUAGAAAAAAACAAAUAUACACAACUGAGAAAUAAUUCUGAUAUUCUUCUUUCCUGUAAAAAGAAUUAAGAUAGACCCGUAUGAUUGUCAAGCUGUGAUGCCCAAUAUGGGCUUUACAAUUAAAAUUCCAGUUCCUAAGUCAUGCUGGCCACAUUUCAAGUGCUUGGCAGCCACGUGUGGCUAGAGGCUGCUAUACUGGACAGCGGUAUGGAAUAUUCCUAUCAUUGUAGAAAGCUUUAUUGGAUAGCACUGGUCUAAGGCAUGUAGUUUAUAUUCUUUCUUCACCUGCCAUCUAGUAUUGAAUAGAUGUUCAAAGUACAAAUUACUCCGUUUGAAAUUAUUUUCAUUUGACUGUUUUGCGUAGUUGAUCACCAUCAAAAUCACAGUUCCACAAAAUGCACUCAUCUCCAAAGUAGAUCAGAAGAAUUUCAUGGAAUGAGCCCGUAUAAACUAUUCACUUAAAACCAUGGAAUCCUGAACUCCCAUGAUUCUCUUUGCUUCUCUGUGGCUCAUUAUUAAACACAGAAGGGCUUCACCAGACUCUAGGGACUAUCCAUUCUCAGGUGAGCAAAAUACCUAAUACUAAAUAGAAAUCACACUGUAAGCAUUAGGAUUUCACUCAACUUUAUUUUUUAGUUUAAAUAAAUUGACCAAUUUCUUUUGGUCACACUUUGCUCCUGUAGGAUAAACACCUAUUCAUCAGAGGUUCUGUAUUCUUAAAUUACUGUUUCUUUUCCCAUCAGUUAAUAUUCAGGAUGAAAAACAUGCUAUGGGGAAAAAAGUUAGAAGGGUCUCUAUUCUGGUGAGGCAAGGAGUACUUUUAUGCUUUAGCCAUUGAUUGUAAACUUUAAAAAUGAAUCUCUGGUUAUCAAGACAUGUUGCAAAGUCUUUAUUUAAAACAUAAACUAGUUCCUUCUCUCUACUUCUAACUCUCCUCCAAGUCCAGUUUUCUUAAUAAAUAAAACUAAUGGCUCUAGGAUGGGCCAGGUCACAUAGAGGAAGGACAGACAUUGUUCUUACCAUUCCAUCUCCCAUGGGGGGUGGAAGAGAAACCUCUCUCUAUAGUUUGAGGCUCCCAGAUUCUUCUGUAUCUUAUAUAAAUCUGACACUUGAAAUGAUCUUUGUUUCAAAGAGCUAGUGUCAUCAAACACUAAUUCUAAAGAGCUGGUCACAGAAUUCAUUUGGUUCCUAAAAAUUGGUUACCGAGCUGAGUUUGUUUUAACUGAUCCCAUUGAUCUCAAAACAGCCUUUAUGAUGUUGUCCACUAAGGGUGUCUCCAAACUGGUGUUAGAACCCAGGACUUAGUAGCUGAGAAUGAAUCCUUUUCUGUUGGUUCCAGGCUUUUGGCCUGGACACAGAAACCUUUAAGUGGAGUUACAAAUGACAGUACAGCUGAAAUCAUAAACAGCCUUACAACUAAUUUCUGUGCAACAUCAAAUAAUUUAGCAUUUUCUAUAUGGCUGAAGACUGGAAUUGAAAGUGCUACUACAACUAAGGACAAUUAUGAUGACUUUCUAAAUUUACAUUCAACUUAAACAUAUUAGACAAUGAAGUUUUUAGAACAGAAUGAGGGAAGGAAACAUUAAUUGAAAAUUCACAUGACAAGAAAAGAAUGGUAUCCUCCAAAACAGAGUGUGAGUGAAGGGUAACAGAUUACUUUUAGUUUUAAUUUUAGUUAAAUGAUUAAAUAUUAAAUAAUUUAGGGGGAAAAUUCCAGCAAGCAAUGUAACUGAACCACAGAGUGAAACUUAGGACAUUUUAUAGAGGAUGGAACAGUGGAAGUAAUCCCUUUAGAAUGAGAAUGAUAAUAUUUAUAUGCUGAAAGCAUUGUAUCCUUGGUAGUAGUCAUCAUUUGUGUUUGAAGUCAGGUGGUAUAAUCCUCUGAAAGAAUAUUUUUGACAUAAAAAGGAAUUAAUCAUUGAUUAAGUUUCUAUACUGCCCUUGUAUUUCCUGCUUCCACCACUUUUACUUUCUUCUCCAUGUAAUCACUGUAUAAACAGAUGGCAGAAAUGAUGGCAGCAGACCAGAUGUAAAAUAUAGCCAAUGAAGACAUUAUAAAUAACUUUAAAAUGGGCAUUUUUAAAUUCUAGCCAUUAUCAUACUUCUUGGUAAAUACGGGUUUUGGGCUUCUUUUUUCUUGAACCAUCUCACAAAGUCUUGAAAAUUUCAAAAGAUGCAGUUCUCCAUGGCUUCAAAAUAUUUUAUUUUUUGAAGAAUGAAGAGAUUCCAUUAUUAACCUUAUCUGUUUCAUAUUCUGUUGGUAAUUCUACCAAUAUAAAUUUAGUCUUCAUAAAUAAAAACAUCUUUUCAUAGCA
Molecule: messenger RNA, 4825 nt
Organism: Choloepus didactylus (southern two-toed sloth)
Lineage: Eukaryota; Metazoa; Chordata; Mammalia; Pilosa; Megalonychidae
Gene: RBBP9
Product: RB binding protein 9, serine hydrolase
Exons: 5
Coding region: 111-671 (186 amino acids)
Molecular function (GO): hydrolase activity
Source: RefSeq, a predicted model, not a curated record